AUGGAAACGUGGUUGGAAUCAGUGGCGGCGUUGCCGAUGGCCACCUCGCAAGAACUGAGGUGGGGCGUCCUCCUCGGCAUGGCCAUCGGCGGCAGCCUCGUUGCUCUUAUCAACUACAUACGCGACUGCCGACGGCAACACAUUGACAAGUUGGUGGAGGAGAAGGUGGAGCGCAUUUUGGCCCUUGUGGAGGAGCGACGCGGUGAAGUGGAGCGCCGCGUGCGCGAGGAGAGCGGCAACGACGCCACCAAGCAGGCCAAGCCGCAAGAAAGCGCCAAGCCGGCGAGCCCCAGCCCGGCCGCCAGCACGAGCACCACCUCCUCCAGCGGCGCCAGCAACGCCGGCUGGGAGCAGAAGCGGCCCUACGCCCCAGCCUCCUCGUCCCAGCAGAAGUCGUCUCUCCUCAAGACGGCUACGACCACUCGCUCGUCGCCUCUGGCCUCUUCCGCGUCGGCCACUUCGCCUGCACCACCGUCCUCCUCUUCGUCGUCGUCGUCGUCGUCGUCUGAGUCAUCUGCGUCUUCUUCCUCGGCUUCAGGGUCGCCCACCAAGGGCGAGAGGCCCAAGCUGCAGAAAUCGCAAAACCUGGAGCGGCAGAGCAGCAUGCAGAAGCUGUACGGCAUGGAGGCCGAGAUCGCCAAGAAGAUCGAAAAGAAGACCGAGCCGCUCAUUGAGCCCAUGUGCAAGUGGCUUUAUGAAGUCGUAGGCGAAGAAGCCACCGACCAACAGUUUCCGGACAGUCUCAAGAGCGGCCGCCUGCUGUGCGCAUUGAUGAACAAACUGUGGCCAGGCAUCAUACCCGAUGUCCACACGCGACCCAUUGCCCUCCUCGAGCGGGAAAACAUACAAAAGUAUCUCGAUGCGUGCGCCAAGAUGGGCAUCAGGAAGGACGAUCUUUUCGGCAUCAGCGAUCUCUACGAGGAGAAAUACCUCGCAGGCGUGGUGCAGAACGUGUACGCCGUGGCGCGCUACGUGCAGCAGCGCAAGUCCUGGGUCGGGCCCAUCCUCCAACCGCCCGCCGUCGAGAAGGCUUCCGCCGACUGA
Molecule: messenger RNA, 1044 nt
Organism: Acanthamoeba castellanii str. Neff
Lineage: Eukaryota; Discosea; Longamoebia; Acanthamoebidae
Product: calponin domain containing protein
Exons: 8
Coding region: 1-1044 (347 amino acids)
Molecular function (GO): protein binding
Source: RefSeq, a predicted model, not a curated record